AUGGCUCCCUACCCGACGCCUCUCGAGGCAACAUUCACGUUGGAUGCACGACUGGACUGGAAACUGGAGCCACGAUCAACAGACAACGAGUCACCACCGUCCAAGAGUCCAGCAGAAGAAAGAGCUGCUGCCUCGAUGUUUAUUGGUAUAUGUCUGGCCGUCACAUUUGUACUCGCAGCGCCUAUAGUAUGGGUAUGGCUUGCGGAUCGAAUCAGAAGGCGGAAACUCGAUCCCUUCAGGAAACUUAGGGAUCUAGAGCGCGAACGGAAGCGCCCCGGAAUUGAUCCACCUCCUUAUGCCAAAGCAUCGUCCAAGGAUUCGAUAUGGGCGAGGCAGGAGAAGUAUGCAACCAAGAAACCGCCGAGAGUCAUCACGGCCGAUCAGGUUCUGGGCAUCGACAAACGAUCCUACCUGCAACGCAUCAUCCCUCAGAGUGUGAGCAAUCUUACGAGGCUUCAGAAACAGCUCCCAGAGAGCGUCCAGCGUCCAACCAAUUGA
Molecule: messenger RNA, 498 nt
Organism: Alternaria triticimaculans
Lineage: Eukaryota; Fungi; Ascomycota; Dothideomycetes; Pleosporales; Pleosporaceae
Exons: 2
Coding region: 1-498 (165 amino acids)
Source: RefSeq, a predicted model, not a curated record